Molecule: messenger RNA, 3307 nt
Organism: Trichomycterus rosablanca
Lineage: Eukaryota; Metazoa; Chordata; Actinopteri; Siluriformes; Trichomycteridae
Gene: arhgap4a
Product: Rho GTPase activating protein 4a
Exons: 24
Coding region: 275-2914 (879 amino acids)
Biological process (GO): negative regulation of cell migration; signal transduction
Cellular component (GO): cytoplasm
Molecular function (GO): protein binding
Source: RefSeq, a predicted model, not a curated record
CACGUGCGUUCGGACGUUCUGCAGUAGUUUAGUUUUGUAUAUGAGUCUCGCCGUAUGGUCCCAGCAGUGAACCCAAUAGUUAGUUCGGGUGCUGGAGCUAAGCAGUCUAAAGUUCUGUAACGCUCAUUGAAGUCCUGACUAAACAGUUAAAGUGAACUCUACCUUGUCGUGUGUCUUUAUUCCCACACCUCCACCACCGCCCGCAGCAGAAGCAUUAUCCCCGCCGGACGAGCAGCUCUCGCAGCGGCUAGAGCUUCAUCCAGUUGGAGCAACAAUGUCAUCCUAUGGUGUUAAACUGAGAAGGGUUGGAGUUGCUGACUAUGACACACCGAUUAAAGAGGUUCGUAACCAGCUAGCCGAGCAGCUGCGUGUGUUUGAUAGUCAUCUGGAGCAGAAGACCCAGGUGCUGCAAGAUCUAAGUGAUUACCUGCGCAGACGUGGUGAGAUCGAGGGUGAAUACGCUCGCUCCCUGGACAAACUGGCUGACAGGUUUUCUUCAAAAAUUAAAAAGAAGGAGUCUAGUAGUGAUUCAGUGUUGCACUGCUGGCAAGAGUUGUUGACUCAGACAAAGCAAGAGAGCAAAGAUCACAUCAUGCUUAGUGAAAGCUGUGGAACUGUUUUACCCCAGCAGCUGUCUCGUUGUCUGGAGCAUGUUCAGCGUCUGGCUAAAAAAAGUAAAGACAUUUGCAACCAGUUACAGGACGGCAUGUUGAAGGUGAUGGCAGAACUGCAGACUACACUUAAGACAUAUUCCCAGUACCACACUGAGUACCUGUCAGCUGAGGGCAAACUGAAAGAAGCUGCCAAACAAGAAGAAAAACAGAAACAGAGUGCAAAUAAGAAAAUGGAGAGACUUAUGGAAAAAAGACAGUGUAAAGUUCAGGAGACUCAAGUAAAGUCCACCAAAGCACGAAAUUACUACCUGCUUGACCUGGAAGCAGCAAAUGCCAACUUAAACAAAUAUUACCUACAUGAUCUGUCUUCUCUGAUUGAUUUUAGUGAUACAGGUUUCCACCACUGCUUGUCUCAAGUGCUCCAGUUCUACCUGUCCAGCCGGCUGAGAGCCCAUCAGAACCUGGGCUCUGGACUGCAGCAGCUGGACAAUACUGUCUCUGGUUUGGAUCAGAAUCAGGAUAGAGACAUACUGAUGCAGGCUUACAAAGUGGCUUUCUGCAUACCUCUCCGAUUUCAGUAUCAGCCUCAUGAGGGUGACCAGGUGUGUGAGGUAAUUGUAGAUUGUGAGACAAAAAGUGAGAUCGACACUCGAUGCCAGCAGCUACAUACCAGACUUAGCACAGUUACAGCUGAAAAUGAAGAGUUCAGUAAUACACUGCAGGCUUGUCACUCUGCCCUGCUUGGCUGGAUUGCAGAGGAUGUAUUUGGGUCAGCCCCCGAUCACACACCCAGUCAGUCACCAGAAACUCCCAGUGAAAACUCAAUCAAUAAGGUUCAUCAAAUAAAACGUCGAUCAAGUCUGCAAGACUCAGAGACUGCAUAUUUUUCGAACAUUAAAGACCAUCUCCUUACUGGUUCUUUAAUAUCAAAACUACAGGCAAAGCAUGAUCUACUAAAAGCUGCCAUACAGAAAACUGGAACUGUUGAUGGUCAAGAUCAAAGCAUGAGGCGUACAAAGAGGUCUUUUCGUCAAAGAAAGAGUCAACCCUGUGCUCAGAGUGACUAUAAGCCUUUCUCUGGAGACAUGCUUUCCUACAUCCAGGCAUCUGGAGAGCCGAUCCCAUUGGUGGUGGAGAGCUGCAUUAGAUUUAUUAACUUUCGAGGCCUGCAUCAUGAGGGCAUCUUUCGAAUUUCAGGAUCUCAGCUUGAGGUCAAUCGUCUGAGAGACGUGUUUGAGAAAGGUGACGACCCCCUGGAAGGUGAAGUUUGUGAUAUGGAUUCAGUGGCUUGUGUACUUAAGCUCUAUUUCAGAGGAAUGGAAAACCCUCUUUUUCCCAAGGACAGCUUUGACAAACUGAUGGAGUGUGGACGAAUCGAGGAUGAGGCUGAGAAAGUAGCACAGUUAAAGGCAGUCAUACUUUCAUACCCUUCCCCGGUCAUUGUUGUGAUGAGAUACCUUUUUGCAUUUCUUCACCACAUUUCUCAGUACAGUGAUGAGAACAUGAUGCAGCCCUACAACGUGGCUGUGUGUUUUGGACCCAGUCUGAUAAGAGCACCCGAGGAUGCAGAUGCUGCAGCCAUGCAGCACAUCAAUGCUCUUGUCAAAACAAUCAUCAUCCAGCAGGAGAACAUCUUCCCCAGCCAAACUGAGUUAGAGGGACCAGUGUAUGAAACCUGCAUGACACUAGAGACAGAGGAUAUUGAGGCUGCAAUUGAGGAGUCAGAGGUGGAAUCAGAAGUUUCUCCAAACAAAGUCAAAGAGGAGCUGGAAGGAGUGGCCUUAUUUGACUACACAGCACGUUCAGCAUCUGAGCUGUCCUUCAGACAGGGUGGCCGCCUCCGACUAUACAGCAGAGCCUCCUCUGAUUGGUGGAAGGGGGAAAUGAAUGGUGUUAAGGGUCUGAUUCCAAGUAAUUACAUCAGUGUGCCAAGUGUGGAUGGAGGGCAGGAUUACAAAGACACAGACAAAAGCAGCACUGGAGAAACCCAGGCUGAGGAACAGAUUGCCAGGCCCGACCACACACGGCCCAAAGAGUUUAGUGAGAAGCCUGUGGUCAGUGUCACCCAAGCAGUUGGGUCAAAGAUUGCCUUGCAGAUACCUCAAGGAAAACAUAUCCUGCCAGCCAUUUCUCCAAGGGCUUUACGAAAACCAAUGGACCCCCAGACACGAAGGUCUACAGAAGACAAUGAAAAAGAAGAGACCAAAAUAACUGUGGACAAGGAGGUGUGUGUUCAGAUGGACUCUGUCUUCAAGGAGCUUCACAUUCGGCAGCAACACUUGACUCACAAGGACUCUUGACUCUUCACUCUUCAUCCUCUGGGCUGUCUUCCACUGAGAACCUCUGUUCCUCUGUUUCAUUCCCACAAAGUCAUCAGAAAAGAGGAAUAGCAGCACGAGGAGGGAAAGUUUUAAUCCUGCAGAACAGAUAAACUGAGAAAUGGAGAAGUGUUAAUAGGUUAAAGUAAAAAUCUAAUUGUUAAAAAAUGCCAAAACUAUGUAGACACAUUCUGACAAAGAUUCGGCACUGCUGAGAUUUAAACCCAGAUCUCAGUGGUGCUACUGGCUACUGUGCUGGUGGAAUGAACUUUCCAUGAUCUAAGUCUCUUGCUAUCACUUUUCACUUAUUUUGGGUGAUUUCAAAAUAUUGCCUAUUUUAAAUCAUAUAAAUGUUAAUAAACUGGGCUGAUGGUU